This is a messenger RNA of Nylanderia fulva, 4276 nucleotides long. RefSeq lists its product as uncharacterized. NCBI's taxonomy places the organism in Eukaryota, Metazoa, Arthropoda, Insecta, Hymenoptera, Formicidae. The record is from RefSeq and is a predicted model, not a curated record.
GAGUGAAAGAUCUAUAAAAAGUGGAGGCAGCAGAAGGCGAGAGGUAGUGUUAGAGGAGACGUGUCGUAGGAGGAUGUAAUUAAUAUAUAUAUAUAUCUAUCUACAUCCUUGUAUAUUAGAAAGCACGAGAGUUUGGUUUUUCCUCAAUUGCAGUGACUGUUAUUUGUGUGUACGAUUUUCGAGAGAAGCAGGUAACGAAGCGAGGAAGACGAAGGAAAAGCCAGGACGCGCACGAGUGAACAUACGGAGAGUCCGAAGCGUCGUAGCCUCACACGUACACGCGUGUGCAUGUCUGCGUGCGUUCAACUGUCAAAAGCAGGACGCUCCGCUUAUACUAUUACUCCGGGUGCUAGAUCGACAUAUAGGUAUAUAUUGCAUUAUUGGCUGGGGAUCUGGCAGCGCCAGAGCGAAGCCAAACAACUCGUGUCCGCCAUCUUGGGAUAGAGGAGUCGUUGUUGUGUUUUUCGUGUCGCGUCAGCGAAAAGGAAGAGAAGCAGAGGAAUUUUCUCUCCGCGAGGAUAGGAGGAAGGAGGAGACAGGAGGAAGGAGACGCUAAGGUGGCGAACGGUCGCCGGAUGUGGUCGAAUCUGCGAGGAACGCGCACUGGGAGGACCGCGAGAGAAGAGGAACUCGAAGCGAGGUAGCAUCGCGCGAACAGGUUUUUGGGAUACCCCGCCGCACAUUAUUCCUACGCAUCGUCAUCAUCGUCGUCGUCGUUGCCGUCGUCCUCGUCCCCACCAUUGCUCUACCCUGGGUACUGUGAUUAUUGCGCAGUUGGAAAUAUUGUUGAGCACGGAGGACGCCGAGGAACGCGGGGGAUCGUCUCCGAGAGGCAGACCCGCGUUAAUUGCAAGCCGACGGUUUUGUCGGUCUCGUGAGGAGGGUGAGUGACGAGGCUACGAAGACGAGGAGAGAAAAAGAAAAAACAUCCGAGCCAUGACGAAUUCCGCGCCCAAGUUAGACAACGCCAAGGUGGACCGCCAGGCCUCGCCGAAGGUCGGGUUUCAAUACCAGCACAAUCAUCAUCAGCAUCAUCGUUCCAAUAGUAAAUCGUCGCCGUUCCUCUACAAGAACGGCCGCCACGUCGUCAGGAACACCAAAGACGGCCGGCAGAGCUGCAGCCCGUAUAGCUCGUCGUCCAAAAGUCCGAGGAACUCGCCGCAACAUCAUCAUCAACAACAACAACAACAACAGCAGCAGCAGCAGCAGCAGCAGCAACGCUGUGAGCAGCGCAGUCCAAGCAGCAGCCCGACUAACAACAGCUUCUACGCGGGUGCCAAGUUCUCGGAAACGCCAUCGCCGGCAAGCGUGCCCAAACCGCCGAGCCGUUGGACGAGCACGGUGACUAGACUGAUGGACGGCUGUCGCCGGGCCAAUAGCGCGAGCGAAUACGCGAGCCAGUUGCAUAUAGUGCUAAACGUCCAGGCCUGAUACCCAAAGACUAACAACGGGUCCACCAGCGCCGUUCGAGAAGGGAGGAGGCGGCCGUCAGCAGCUCCUAGAGAAUCAGGUACGAUAGGGAAUCAUCGUCGAUAAGGUCAUCAUCGGCCAAGAGGAUAGAGAAUAAUAAUUAAUGAUAAUAACGAUGAUAACGAUGGAUGAUGGUGACACCGUGUGCAGGCCGUACACACGGGUUUUCGAUUUUAUCGCGCGAGUGGAUACCAUAAUCCGUUCUUUACGCUAAGCUACACAUCCAGCAUACAGACUUUAACCGUAGACUAUGCACACGGCGGAAUUACCACGCGGUGCAUCGGUGCGUCCCGAUGUCGCGAUCGAUGUGUGUGCGCGCGCGCGCGCAAAAGAUACAUACAUUAUAUAUGUAUAUGUAUUGCGUUCUCUGGAACUCUCAUCACGCGCCAUCAUACGCUGUGAAACAAAAUGUAAGUAAUACUGUAUUUUAGAUUAUCGUAUACCGCUAAACUUUCAAAAAAGGAACACAAGGAGAGCCCUAUGUACGUACAUACAUAUAUUAUCUAUACAACAUCCGAACACACAGAGAAAGAGAGAAAGUAUAGCCUCAGUCUGACGAUACGACUAGCGCGGACGAGCGAAGUUGCGUUUCGCGAUUCUGUUAUACGAGAUGUGCUUCAGUAUCGACGCGUUGAAAAAAAAAAGACGUGUCUGAUAACUCUUUACGCAAACUCUUUUUCAAAGCUCGCGUUUCGCAUCGCUCUCAAGACACCCGGUGUUUCCGCGCGCGUUUUUAUCUUGUCAAAUCUCCAUCAUCUUAAGCCAGCAACAUCAAAGAUGUCAUACAAUUUGCUGCUCCGUAGCGCGGAGAUGCUGGACAAAUAAUUAUUCGUUUAACAGCCGCCCGACUAAUGAUCGUUAUCAGUAUACUUCUUUAUUAACAGUUUCUUUAUCAUUUUGGUAUUACAAAUGGUAGAAGAUGUAGUUUCGUAUGGGACAUUAAUUUCAAGUAAUCCUUUUUAGUUUAUUUUUCUUUUUUUUUGUUGGGGAUAUUUUUAUUUUCUGCUACACAUUGUUCUACACACGUGAAAUAAGUAUAUAACUAUGUAAGUUUUGAGUUUCAUAGUGCAAGUUAGGAGAGGGGAGUUAGAUGACUAUAAAUGACAUAAUAGAAAGGAUCGGAAUAAUAGGGGAAACUGACUGAUAGACGAAGAUUAUUCAUACACAAAUUAUUACGAAUGAAUGCUUCGAUAUGAUUGUAUGAAUGCUUCAGACAUUAAUCAUUACGACAUUGCAUUAAAUCCAAAUUUUGAUCACAUUUUUCGUGUUCGAUUCUCGGCAUGUUUCGACAAAAUUAUUAAAUUUAAGAUUCAUUUUUAUGAUGGCAAGAAAGAAUAUGAGAGCAAAAAUGGACAGAGAAAUCGAGAUAAAGCAAAUAUUGUCAAAUUUGAUUAUUACAAAAAUGAAAUAUUUUUCUUAUAUUUACAAGUGAUUUAUAAUAGAUUUAAUCUAUGCUCUUAAUAUGUAAAUUGUCGUGAUGAUCGUUCUACUAUUGCUUUUGAAAAAUUCAAAUACUAACAUAUUUCGAUGCUUUAUUUAAAUAUGAAGGACGAGAGUUUUUUAAGGGAAAAGAGAACAUUAGCGUCGUCAUUAUCUAUAAUAGCCUUGGUUAACGUCUGAUUAUCUUUUCUCAAGUUGUAAUCAGCUGUAGAACAGGUCUUGAUAACAAUACGGUUAACUAAGGAAUUAAUACUUGUGUCCUUAUCAGUGAGAUGAAAAUUCAUAAGUAGUUAAAAAAGCAGGAAGAAUGUUUAACGAUAAUCGACGUUGACUCAACCCGUCCUUAAAGACUCUUCUUUGUGCGAGUUUACGGAAAGUUCUAUUAUGCUAACAAGUGUAGGAAAUAGGGCGAUGCACUAAAGUUUUUCGUUGUUCAUAAUACAUACUUUACGGGCGCAAUUGUCAUAUCAAACUCGCAUCACCUCUAUCUAUAUUGGACAAGUAAAUGGACUUACAAUUAAUCUAUAAUACACAGUAACGAUAACAAUAAUAUUUAAGGGUAAAUAAUAACAAUGAUAGUAGUAAGAUAAGGCCUUAACGAUACAAACAGCGUGGAGAAUACGAUCGAUUUAAGUUUUUUAAAAAAUUCUUUUUUUUCUUUAUAGCAAAAUUAUUUCAAGCCACAGACUGAAUACAGUUAUUUGACGUAGUAUUUUAACUAAUGUUAUUUUUUUUCUUUUUUUUUUUAAGUUUUCUGAUAACUUGCAAUAAUUUUCUUGCAACAAUACAUAGUUUAUUUUUCUCCUUACGUCAAUUCUUUCUUCGAUAAGCAAUUAUUAAUUUUAAGUAUGAUGAAUUUUGUGGAACACAGUUGUGAGAUACAAAGAAAUAGACUCAUAAGCGAGAAGGAUGCAAGAUUGAUAGAGAAAUGAUAUCAAAAUAUUACAAUUUCGAUUUUUCGCUCCGUAUUUAUAGUUUUGUAAGACGUAAUCUUCAGAAUACGACGGUAUUUGUAGCAGUUGAUACAAUCAUACGUUGAUCGAUUUGAUUUAUGACGUCGGAGAUUAUUGAAAGGAAAUAUAUAUUGCUAUAUAUAUAUGGAUAUAUAGAGACAACGAUUUGUCGAAUGCAAACUCGAAUGUGCGCGAGACUUUUUUUUCGGUGUUUAGCGUCGUGCACAACGAUUUGAGAGAAAAUCGAUAUCCCAGGAUACGAGGAGAAAGUUCGAAACUUGUUUCCUUUUAUCUAUGUGAACGUCGAUUUAUGUGCGCGAAGAAUUACGCGAAAUUGCCAGUCCAGAGAUUAUUUUUAUACGAUUGAUAUGCACUUUCACAUUCAGAAUUUAAUUUGUUUAUUGUCAACGGCA